Bemisia tabaci is the source of this 8558-nucleotide messenger RNA. Its product is annotated as NACHT domain- and WD repeat-containing protein 1. The record is from RefSeq and is a predicted model, not a curated record. NCBI's taxonomy places the organism in Eukaryota, Metazoa, Arthropoda, Insecta, Hemiptera, Aleyrodidae. Gene Ontology annotation, molecular function: protein binding.
UGGCGUGGCGUGGGGUGCAGCUCGGCAUCGAUCGUCCCGUCUCUCGUCCGCGAUAGCCAGCCCAGUGAGGAGUCAGGUCCCCGCGUUUUCCCGUCCCGGAUGUGUCGGGAGCCCCGUGCGCGUUCCCUCGUCCGUGGGCCCCGCCGGCGGCCCGCCGAGUAGCUUUUGGCGGCCACCGAGUGAAGAUGAAGUGCGGUGAUCGGUGAAGUGUCGGAAGAGUGUCACCAUGGGCAACGUUUGUUCCUCAAGGCGGGCCGAUAAGGAUAACGACUCCCUCGUCUCGGAAAGCUCGGCGCAGUACCACGUGGCGGAGAAGGAGGGGGUGGGAGAUGAGUCUCGGCCGGCCGAGAAGUCUUCCACCACCAUCGAACAUCACCCUGCGCCCCCGCGGCCUCAGAAGACGCAACCCGCUCCACCACCAGCCAGUGCCUCAGACGUAACUACCGCAGGCGGUGUCGGAACGGGGGUGCCUGAAAAACCGCCCCGUCCGGAGUCCCGGAUGCCUUCGGGGCUGGCGGGGCUGUCGGAGAAGCUGCAGCGACUCCUGCUCGGGGCGACGGAGCUGACGAAGACGAGCUACCGGUCGCGGAAGAUCGUGGUCUACAUCUGCGCGGCGGACUCGCAGGACUGCUGCGCGGAGAAGGGCGCCCUCCACAACGAGGUCCUCCCCGGGCUAAGGGCCCUCUGCAAGGGCCACGGCUACGAGCUCCACGUGGUCGACCUCCACUGGCGCACCGCCCUCGAGAAGCAGCAGGACCACGAGUUCCCCGAGCUCUGCCUCGGUGAACUUGCAAGGCAGUCAGAGCUGGCCUACAUAAUCCCUGUGCUGUUCCUGAGCAACUCUUUGGGGACGCCGCUUUUGCCGAAGACGAUCGAAGAGCAGGACUUUGAGAUCGCGCUCAGCAAGGCGGAAAACAACGAGCUGCUCAAAAAGUGGUAUGUCAAAGACGAACAUGCCCAACCACCUUGCUACCGGCUCCAGCCAGUGUCCAGUCACAUUCCAGGCUUCCAGACUGAAGGAACAGCCGAAAAAGAAGAAGCACUAAGUGCAUGGAGCUCUGAAAUUGAGAGGAUUCUCUCGGUUAUGAUCGCAGCUUUCUCACAAGAGCAGCGUGACUCUUAUUUAACGACUGUCAUCGAACAGGAGGUACACAAUACAGUUGUGAUGAGUCGGGAACUAGCGAAACGGUGCAUUUGGAUCAACCGCAUUUACACCCAUUUGCCUGAUGAGUCCAAACCUGAGCAAGCUGGUCUUGCAUCAUCAGAAAAGGAACUCAAAAGGAGAUUGGAUAAUCUACAAAGAGACUUAAAAAAUCAAUUAGAUGAGAAACACAUUAUUAAAUUGACUGUCAAAUGGCUGUCUGGAGGCUUAAAUGCUGGAAACCCGGAACACGCACAAUAUCUUUCCUCGGUGAAGGAAAAACUAGAUAAAUAUCUGAAUAGUAUCGUCGAAUCUAUAAUACAAGAAGAUCAGGCGAAGAGUGUAUUUACAUCGCAGUUUGGAAUCGACAAAUCAUUGUUCAAUGAACUCAUGAUCCAGACGUAUUACAGUCAACAAAUGGCCAAAUGUAGUUUUGAUAGAGAGGACAUCCUAUCAAAAAUCCAAAGUUACCUUACGUCCAAGAAUGAUUCCAAAUCGCUAGUAGUUCAUGGACAAAGAGGUUGCGGCAAGACUACAGUCUUGGCUCGCACCGUCAAAAGUUGCCAAACAUGGCUUGUGGACUGUGCCAUAGUAGUACGAUACGCUAACAUAUCCCCGCAAAGUAGUAGCCUACCGCAGCUGCUCAGUAGUGUGAUCCAACACAUCAGCGCCCUGAACAAAGGCCAACAAAUUGUUGCGAAACACAACCUAGAGACUUACAAACAAAUACUGCCAACCUUACUUGCCUCAAAUGUUCCAGAUAGAAAUCUAGUCAUAAUCAUAGAUGGUCUCGACCAAGUUAAAUUCUCCAAUUGCGACUGGUUACCUGAAACACUGCCAUCGAACGUCAAACUGAUUUUCUCUGUUUGCGACCAGUCUUCAUUGUACGAUCAGCUUGUGAAAUUGGACGACCAAAUCACUUUCUUGAAAGUUCCUGAGCUGUGCCAAAAUGAAGCCGAGUCAAUUCUCCUCUCCUCGGUUAUGGAAUAUAGUCACAACAUGGACAAAAAGUUGAAAGAGUCGCUCAAACCGACAAUCAAAGAAUACACUCUGCCUCUGUACGUCAAAGUUUUAGCAUGGCAGGUAUCAUGGUGGAACGAUAUAACGAGUGUAGGUGAUCCAGCGAAACAGCUGAAUUUUUUUCUUGACCAGCUAGAAACAAUGUUCGGGAAGGAGAAAAUUGAAAUCACUUUCGCUCUGUUAUCGAAUUCAAACUUCGGGCUGACGGACUCUGAAAUACUUGACUUGAUAUCACGCGAGAAAGUAUUUCAUUCGCCUGCGACCUAUCUUGUCUGGGCACCGGCGUGUUUGUUUUGGGCAGCGCUGAACAAACGCAUCAACCCGUUCUUGAACUGGUUUUUAACUGAAAGGGAUUCGGCCGUAAGGUGGCAAGACGAGACUAUCAAGCAGUUAAUUUCGGAACGUUACAAGUACAAAAAAGUCUGGGCACUAGAGACGUUAAGGAAAUACUUUAAAGAAGAGUUUUGGAAUAAAACAAAUGAUGCCAAGCUGAGCGCUAGGUUUUUAUCACAGCCUCUACAAUAUUCUCACUGCUACAAUCAAAGAAAGCUAGAUGAACUGCCAACUUUAGAACUCAAACUCAACAAUUCAAUAAAAAUUCAGUAUUUGGAAAAUUUAUCAUGGGUCUACAGUAAAAUUUGUGGCUCCUCUGUUCUCAAUGUCCUGGAUGAUAUUUACCUAGAGGAGAGCAUCAUUAAAUCAGAUGCGAAUGUCUCAUGGCUCCAAAAUUUUUUAGAAACUUGCUCAACUGCACUGAAUUACGAUGGUCGACAAUUUUACGCACAAGCCAAUGUUUAUAUAUCACAGCACUCUGAUUCCACAUGUCCUUUUCAACAGAAACUCAAAACUGCCACUGAAAAUCCACCUGUGCUUUCACUUGUUCCAAACGCCUUAAGCGAGGAGAAUAUCUCCGAAAAGGAAAAAACAGACUCUGUCUACUUCAAUGAUGUUCAACGACUGCCAGAGGGUGAUACUUAUGUUGUCACAAUAUCAACAGCAAAUGAGGAAAUUGCAGUAUGGAAUAUUAAAACGUGUGAAAAAGUGAGGACUUUGCGAGGGAUUCCGCAGCCCAUAACGCUGCAAAUGAUUGAUAAUUACCGAUGUGUUGUUCUAUGCAAGAGAGAGCUGAGGACCUAUGAUCUCAAUACCGGCACCCUCUUGACAAAACUGAAAGGUGUGAUGAAUCAAAAAAUGCCAUAUUAUGGUCUCCAUGAUGCCAAUCAUUUGGUGUCAUUGUCAAGAAACCGUAUGUACGUGAAUCUCAUGAAUAUCGACAGCGGGGAUCUCGUCACUUCAUUCAAAGCAGGAGAGGACCGGUUCCUCAAUUCCUUGCUCGUUUGCGGUGAUGGCAGAGUUCUUGUUUGCGGUGAUGAAACUCAGAAGCCGUUCCCUCUGUUGGUAUGGAAUCUAGCAUCGCGCAAAUUAUUGUAUGACCUGAGGAUUCCACAUCAUGAUUUCAUUACGAGUCUUGCGGCCAUAACUUAUGAAGGACAUUAUGUAUGCUGUGUUGCCAAGGAAGUUGAUGAGCCAGGACCAAACUUCAUCGUAGUUUAUGAUUUACAAUCAGGCACGCUUUUCAAAAAGUGGAAACCAGGCGUAAAUUGCGUUUCUCUAGACAUAUCAUCAAAAGAUGGGUGCGUCUUAAGCGGGCACGAAGAUGGACGAAUUCUCGUCUGGGAUCUCAUAACCGGUAACUGUCGGUGGACAUUAAAAGGUCACUCAGCUCCUGUCACUCUGCUGCGGCUUGACUCUCGAGGUGGCGCCUUUCUAUCGUCUGAUUCAGAAGGCAGAGACAUGUCCAUCAGACUGUGGAACUUAAAUAAUGGUGAGCUUACAGCCGUGUUCACUCCAUCGAACAGAAUUACCGCCUCUGAAGUGCUGCCAGGUGGGUCGUGCAUAGUUUUGGGAACAGAAGGCUCAUCAAACUUGACAGUGCUUCGACUUGUGGGUCCAAACGCCCCUUCACAGACGAAACCAGACCAGCCAGAGGUGUACGGGCUGCCCGAGAACGCAAACAAAGUGUUCGACUUGACUGAAGAACGGUGACAGAAAGACUCUGUCUCGUCCGAAUUUUAGAUAAGUCCUAAUCAAGCAGGUCUUGAUUCCUUAGCUGUAGGUCUCAUUGUUACCUUUUUCACUCUCUCGUCCUAAUUCUCUUUCUAUUUCUUCAUCUAUUCUAAGGUCCUUUGUUUUUUUUUUUUUGUUAUGAAUUUGAAAGUUUUAUCGAGUAUUACCAGUUUUCGGGUUCUUUUUCUUUAACCAUUUGUUGGAAACAAAAUGCUAUAUUAGAGUUUCAUUCAUGCAAGCUAACCAGAAAGAGAUUCCAAAAACACCCGAGGGGGAGGAAGCGCAACUAAUAUUUUCAAGUGUCCGCUGGGAAAGAGACUCCCACCAGUUUUUUCUCUAAUUUUACAUUGUAUCAUCGCAUUUUUUUUAAUAGGUGUAUCAGAAACUGACAUGAUAAGAUAUCGUUAGGGAUAUUUCGGGUUUGAUGUGGAAUUGACAAUAAAAACCAGUCGUGCGUUUGCAGAAAUGAUGCCUGUUUGAAAUUUUGAGCGGAAAUUGCAAUUUUUAUCGCACAUCCUUGAAUUUAUAAAUUGAAAAAAAUGAAGUUGGACUCUUGUUCUUUUCCACGAUUCUCUUCAUUCUUUUUCUUCUUACUUUUUUUAAGGUUAAAUUUUAAAUGGAGAUCACUCUUAACAUGAUCAGGAAUCAAUCGUCUGCAACAACUCUAGAAUUUAGUUUUUUUUUUUUUAAUUUAGCGUUUGUGUACAAUCUGUUUCAUCCUUAUUGUUUUUUUCCUGUCUCUCUAUUUUUUAUCAUCCCAUCCAAUUUUAUUACUUUUGCCAACUAUUAACUAACCAUUUUUUUUAUCCAAAACUGAACUGAUCUGCUAUUUAUUUGUUCUCCAAACUCUGAUAUUAAUCCAACCAAGCCUAAUUUUUUGUCGCUUUUCAAUUUUCUGUUCCGAGUAUACUUAUAUGACUCAGAACAGAACCUUGAGUCUAUGACCAAACUUUUUCUAUCUCUCUUGUUAAUUUCUCAAUUUUUUCCUGCUUAGAUCGAAGAGGAAAUAUUCAAAUUGUAGGAUGAAUUUUCUGGUUCAGUUAGAUUGCAUUUCAUGUCUUUUUAAUGUGUACGUUACUCACGCUAGAGAAUUUUUUUUUCUUUGUAUCAAUAUAUUUUUCGAUUGUCUUCUCUUUGUAAUUCAGCGCACAGAUAUUUUUCAAUAAUUUUAAAGAAUAAUUAUUCGCCAAUAGAGAAGAACUUAGAUCGUAGAUUUCAAUUGGAGGUACAUUAUAACAUUUUUUUUUUAACUUGGUGGUGUUUUUUUUCUGUAUCUUCACAAUUUGACAUAGGUAGCUGUAAGCUCAGUCAAAUGCGUGUGAUUUUAUGGAAACUUCAUCAUUUUAACUGCCAUUAUCUCAAGCAUUACAAACUACUUAAACCUUUUUUGCUGCAAACCUUGCUUCUCGGAGAACAGCUGUGGCCAAAAAUGAAGUGAUCUAUUCAACUCCUAUCUGCCCGCCUUAGCUCAUGAAUAAUAUCCAGUUAAUUCACAAGUGAAAACAUGGUCUAGAUUGAGUCAAUUUCAAUUUUGAUAGAAGUUUUGCUCUGAACGAAAUCACUAUUUUUUACUUCCCAGUCCUACAAUGGAAAAAUAUAAUUCUGUUUUCAUCAUAAAGAAAUCUUACAGCCAAAGCACCUGUGUUUUCGGCAGGUUAAUUACAAUGGAAACCAUGCUGUAUUAUUUCUCACAUGAAUUUGUCCCUCUUUUUUAACGGUUGAAAUCAAAAAGUCAAUGCAAAAUUCCUGUGAUCAUUUUCAAAAUAAAUAUGCACAAAGGUAAAUAUAUUUUUUCCCUGGUGAUGGCUGGCCCAUGUGAGGGAGUGCGCACAUAGAAAACUUUGCACAAUUACAAACAUCUGCUCAUCGUAUUGAUCUUACUUGUAUGUACUGUUUUUUAACUUUCUCGAUCGAUCAGUGAUUUCUUUUCAAGUCUUUCAAUUUCAUGUUGAUCAUGAUGAAUCAGUGUUAAGUGUCUCUCAAUUGUGUCGAAAAUAUGUCGCAACUUUUGGUCUUCGUGCAGAAUCUUCAAUUGUUGUUCAUCUUGGCUUCAUUGUCCUCUGCUACAUUACUUUUUAGUCUCAACGUUUUGAUGUUAAGAUAAUUUAAAAUUGAAUGAAUUUUGAUAUAUUUAGCUUAAAUGCAAGCGGUGAAAUUGCUCUCCGCUUGAUCAGUAUGAAGAAAUUACUGCGCACGUAAUUCAGCGCUUGAUUUUUAUAUUCUUUGAUAUGGUGUUCCUUACAGCCUCUAGAGUACAAGGAGUUUUUGAAAUCUAAUUUUUUACGUGCAAACCUCUAGGAAAACAGGGCUGAACAGCAAAUAUUUUUCAAUUUUUAUGAUUGGAAUAUCUAGUAUAAACAUCUGAUCGGUGAUCAAGGAGAUUUUUUGUUUCCUUGCAUGCCAGGAAGAUAAGACAGACAAAAAGAAUCAAAUUAUUUUGAAUGAUUAGCAGCAAGUAGCGCAGUGUCCCCACGCAUAAAGCAUCAGUUCCAUUUCUCCUCUAGAAAACGCGUCUAAGAAAGAAGAAAAAUUAACUUUUCAGCCCUGCUUUUUUGAGAUUGGCAUGUGUAAAAGAUCGACAUUAAAAAGUCAUCUUUGUCACCCUUAGGAGCAGCAUAUCAAACAAAAUCAAAAUUUAGCCAACUUCAAAAAUCUCGGUUCUUUGUGCAUAGUCCUUUCAAAAGAAGCGAUAAUAAUUCAUACCUUGAUUCAUUGCUGGAGAAAUGAAAUCUCAUAGAUUGUGCCAUAACUUUAUUUUCGUACACAAUUUGUUUAAGAAAAACAGCCUUUAACUCCUGAAACAAGCGCGUAUUAAUAUUUCUUUCUUUCUGAUCAGGGAUUUCUCUUUAUCAGAUUUUACGCUCACAUAAUAUUGCUGCAAAUAACGCCAGUAAAAACAAAAAAACGGGAAGGUCGUAUUUUCUACUUACAAAGUUGUCAGGGCUCUUUUAAAACUUCUUUGGCCUUUUCGAGCCAAAUUCUCUCUGAGCUUCAAAUUCUGUUUUGCCUUUGAUCAUUUUCAAGGCUGGUUCCUUAAAAUGUGUUUUUAUUGGAAACUGCUGUAUUUUUGUACUUGCCCUCUUGUAAUUUUCAGUCACAUUAAUUCAAUUAUGAGUACGGUCUUUGAACUAAUGAUGUUGGAAGUCCAAAUUGAACUUUGAAGAAUGCGUGAAAUGAUGAAAAGGUCUCCGGCAAUUUUUAUUAAGAGGAGAAAAAUGUUGAAUUUUAAGGAGAAAGACUCUCGUUUUCAUUCUAGCUUAAGUUUGCAGUGGAGAGAUUGUCAGAUUUUCCUGUGAACCAUAUUUUCAAUCAUUUCAUGAGGAUUUUUAUUUCUUCUUGAAUAACGUCAAAGACAUGAUAAUUCCAAGUGUUUUGUAAGGCUAAAAAAUCAUUGAUCGUACCAUUUUAGUGCGAAUCAUAACAUCCUACUGGAACGAGAUCCGCUAUGAAGCUUGAGCAACUUUUUUAAAUUUCACUUGACUCAUUUCAUUACUCAAGAUUCACCUCUCCAUUCCAUUCUGUCAAAUGAAUGUAUGAGCCUCAGCUGCUGAAAGUUUAAGUAAGAUAUCUGUUAUCUUUUUCCAACCUGAAAAUGAAUAGGUAUUUUGUGCGAUUAGAAUCAAUACAGCUUCGUGCCAAGGCGCAUCAAACCAACGGUUUUUUAAUUUUUUUUAUUUCAAUCUCUUUUUCUUCUCUCUCACUCUUAGAGUACCAUAAUAUUGGUCAGGUUUUCCUAAGCCAUCAGAUUUUUUCCUUAUCCAUUCAUUAUACCAACACUGAUUCUGAAAAAUGUUUUCAUCGGAAAUUUAUUUCAAUAUCGAAAUAAAUGAGGGCUUUCCAUUGAAUAAAUCUGUACCUAUCAAGCAUUUUUUUCUGUAGAAGGUAUUUUCGUACCUACAUAGUGUAUUUUUCUGCAAUGUUACCAUAGAUAUUUUGAGAUUUUUUUUUCCACUUUAACUCACAAAUCCAUUCAAUUCUCAUCAAAAUUUGUGAAGAGUCAAUGUCCUGUAUGGUAUACCUUGGUGCUGUCUCUGUUCCAGAGGCAUCCAUCUCGAGACCUCAAAAUCAGGAGAGGAAAUUUUGCUAAUCAUAAAAUUCAGAAUAAUCAAACGUGAAUGGCUCCAGAUUGUCAUGAGGUCCUCCUCACAAAUUAAUCUUUCUCUUCUAUCAUCUAAUGUUCAUGUUCUCUGUUAUCACGUUGUAUUAUUUCCGUAGUUUUAGUGAGCCCAACCCAUCUGGUAUGAGGUUGAGGUUUCAGCUUUUGUUAAUUGAAUUAUCAAUAAAAGUAUGUUUAAUGGAUAUUAUUAAAAAUAUGCAUAUGUUACUGUUA